This is a messenger RNA of Lycium ferocissimum, 1166 nucleotides long. Its product is annotated as probable histone chaperone ASF1A. Gene Ontology annotation, biological process: DNA replication-dependent chromatin assembly. The transcript has 3 exons. Lineage: Eukaryota; Viridiplantae; Streptophyta; Magnoliopsida; Solanales; Solanaceae. Gene Ontology annotation, cellular component: nucleus. Gene Ontology annotation, molecular function: histone binding. The record is from RefSeq and is a predicted model, not a curated record. Bases 220 to 819 code for a protein of 199 amino acids.
AUACCCAUUUCCUCCCUGCAUUCAACUGAACUCGUUCAUCUCUCUUUUGCCUUUGCCUAUAAUUCUUCCAUCUCUCACAAUUCAUAUAAAUAAAUAAUCUCGUGUAUUUCAUGAUAGUUCCAUAAUCUCCAACUUUCUCUUCUAUAAAACUAACGCCGUUAAUUCUCUCACAUAAUAGUAUAUACUUAGUUUUAAUCAGUUUUGAAUAUAGCAAUAACGAUGACUGCUGUGAAUGUAACAAACGUCGCCGUGUUAGACAAUCCGUCAACAUUCCGUUCGCCUUUCAAGUUUGAAAUCUCUUACGAAUGUGUUGAUGCUCUCAAAGAAGAUUUGGAAUGGAAACUCAUCUAUGUUGGAUCUGCUGAGGAUGAGACGUAUGAUCAACUACUAGAAAGUGUGUUUGUUGGCCCCGUCAAUCUUGGAACUUACCGCUUUGUAUUGCAGGCAGACCCUCCAGAUCCUGCCAGAAUUCAUCAAGAAGAUAUAAUUGGUGUCACUGUGCUCCUGUUGACCUGUUCCUAUGUGGGUCAAGAAUUUAUACGAAUUGGCUACUAUGUGAACAAUGAGUACGACGAUGAGAAGCUGAAAGAACAACCUCCCCAAACGGUUUUAAUUGACAAGAUCCAAAGGAACAUACUAACAGACAAACCUAGAGUGACAAAGUUCCCUAUCAAUUUUCACCCUGAAAACAGUGAGACUGGAGAGCAAGCCCCUCCACCUGAUAACGCAACUGAAGCAGAUGGGAAUAAAGAGGGACUACCUUCACCUAAGUAUGAAGAGGGACUACCAAAGAAUGGACCAGACGAGGGUGGUGCCUAACUGUGGAAGGAUGUUAACUUUUCGCCUAACUCCUAACGCUUUAGUUUGACAUCAUUCUGUUGGGCUGUCAUCUCAUCCCAAAUCCUCAUACAUGAUCAGUAAACUCUUUUCUGAUAUCUUGGUCUAUCUCAGUGGAGCUGUUGUGAAACUGUGUAUAAACACGAGUUGCAUUUUGUGGCUGUUAACCUGGUUGUUUUCCCUUCUGUAUGCAUUCAGGAAUGGCGUUAGAAACCUCUGCUUAUAUAGACACCAUCUUUAGCUUUAUAGUCUACUUCCAAAAUGUUAGUUGAGAAGAAAUUGUUGUGACCAUAUAGUUCUGAUAACACUGAUUUUAGUUUUGUACGUAA